Messenger RNA from Nicotiana attenuata, 2770 nucleotides. RefSeq names its product beta-amyrin synthase. Gene Ontology annotation, biological process: triterpenoid biosynthetic process. Gene Ontology annotation, molecular function: beta-amyrin synthase activity. NCBI's taxonomy places the organism in Eukaryota, Viridiplantae, Streptophyta, Magnoliopsida, Solanales, Solanaceae. The coding region runs from base 250 to 2535 and encodes 761 amino acids. The transcript has 19 exons. The record is from RefSeq and is a predicted model, not a curated record. Gene Ontology annotation, cellular component: lipid droplet.
CAACCUACCAAACAAAGGUAUCCUUUUUCGUAUAUUGCUUUCUCUCCAAAUUCCCCCUAAAAAAACUUAGUGAGUCUUUAACAGAAAAUCAACAAAUUUACCAGAUUUCAUUUCAUCCCUUUUACACCUACACUCUUUCAGCAAAUAUUCCUCUUAUUUAAGUGAGUCAUCUCCUUUAAUUUCCAUAUCCAAUCUCUACAUAACGUGCAGAGCAACUCGGAGAGUAAAAGCUAGAAGAAAGUGUUAAGAAUGUGGAAGUUGAAGAUUGCAGAAGGACAAGAUGGACCAUAUUUGUACAGCACAAACAACUACGUAGGACGUCAAACGUGGGAGUUUGAUCCAAAUGCUGGAACACCAGAAGAACGAAAGGAGAUUGAAGAGGCUCGUCAACAAUUUUGGAAUAAUAGGUAUAAAGUCAAGCCUAGUGGAGAUCUUCUUUGGCGAAUGCAGUUUCUUCGAGAGAAGAAUUUCGAACAGAAAAUUCCAGCAGUAAAAGUAGAAGAAGGAGAAGAAAUUACAGAUGAAGUUGCCACAACUUCAUUGCGUAGAGCUGUUCAUUUUUUUUCAGCAUUACAAGCUAGUGAUGGUCAUUGGCCUGCUGAAAAUGCUGGUCCUUUAUUCUUUCUUCCACCUUUGGUUAUGUGUGUGUAUAUCACCGGUCAUCUUAAUACUGUAUUCCCAGCUGAACAUCGGAAGGAAAUUCUUCGGUAUAUAUACUGUCACCAGAAUGAAGAUGGUGGAUGGGGUUUGCACAUAGAAGGUCAUAGUACAAUGUUCUGUACAACACUGAGUUACAUAUGCAUGAGGAUUCUUGGGGAAGGACGGGAUGGUGGCGAAAACAAUGCAUGUGCUAGAGCAAGGAAAUGGAUUCUUGAUCAUGGUAGUGUCACCGCGAUUCCUUCAUGGGGUAAAACAUGGCUCUCGAUUCUUGGAGUUUUUGAGUGGUUAGGAACCAACCCAAUGCCCCCUGAGUUUUGGAUUCUUCCAUCUUUUCUUCCCAUACAUCCAGCGAAAAUGUGGUGUUACUGUCGAAUGGUCUACAUGCCAAUGUCUUAUCUCUAUGGGAAGAGAUUUGUUGGUCCAAUCACACCUCUCAUUUUGCAACUGAGGGAAGAGUUAUAUGAUCAACCAUACAAUGAAAUUAAUUGGAGAAAAGUACGCCAUGUAUGUGCUAAGGAGGAUCUCUACUACCCUCAUCCGUUGGUUCAAGAUUUGAUGUGGGACAGUCUCUACAUAUGUACCGAGCCUCUAUUGACUCGUUGGCCUUUCAACAAACUGAGAAAUAAAGCUCUUGAAGUUACCAUGAAACACAUACACUAUGAAGAUGAGAAUAGUCGAUACAUCACCAUUGGAUGUGUCGAAAAAGUACUGUGCAUGCUUGCUUGUUGGGUUGAGGAUCCCAACGGUGAUUAUUUCAAAAAACAUCUUGCUAGAAUCCCAGAUUAUUUGUGGGUAGCUGAAGAUGGAAUGAAAAUGCAGAGUUUUGGUAGUCAAGAAUGGGAUACUGGUUUUGCUAUUCAAGCACUAUUGGCCAGUGAGAUGAAGGAUGAGAUAGCAGAAACUCUUAAAAGAGGACACAACUUUAUAAAAGAAUCGCAGGUGAAGGACAAUCCUUCUGGUGAUUUUAAAGGGAUGUAUCGGCAUAUCUCAAAAGGAUCGUGGACAUUUUCAGAUCAAGAUCAUGGCUGGCAAGUCUCUGAUUGCACUGCUGAAGCAUUAAAGUGCUGUCUUCUCUUCUCUACAAUGCCUCCUGAAUUAGUUGGUGAGGCAAUGGAACCUUCUCGACUUUAUGACUCGGUGAAUGUUAUUCUUUCCUUACAGAGCAAAAAUGGGGGUUUAGCAGCGUGGGAGCCUGCAGGGGCCUCGGAAUAUUUGGAGUUGCUCAAUCCUACUGAAUUUUUCGCGGACAUUGUCAUUGAGCAUGAGUAUGUUGAGUGCACUGCUUCAUCAAUUCAAGCACUUGUUCUGUUUAAGAAGCUGUACCCUGGACACCGAACAAAAGAGAUAGACAAUUUCGUUGCUAAUGCUGUUAAAUAUCUUGAAGAUGUACAGAUGCCCGAUGGCUCAUGGUAUGGUAAUUGGGGUGUGUGCUUCACAUAUGGUUCCUGGUUCGCGCUUGGAGGGCUUGCUGCAGCAGGCAAGAGUUACAGCAACUGUGCAGCUGUCCGUAAAGGCGUUGAAUUUCUGUUACAAACACAAAGGUCUGAUGGUGGUUGGGGCGAAAGCUACCGUUCUUGCCCAGACAAGGUAUAUAGAGAACUUGAAACAGAUAACUCAAAUCUUGUACAAACUGCAUGGGCAUUGAUGGGAUUGAUUCACUCAGGACAGGUUGGCAGAGAUCCAAGGCCGCUCCACCGCGCAGCAAGGCUGUUGAUUAAUUCUCAGAUGGAAGAUGGUGACUUCCCACAGCAGGAAAUUACUGGUGUUUUCAUGAAGAAUUGCAUGUUGCACUAUGCUGCAUACAGAAAUAUAUAUCCAUUAUGGGGUUUGGCUGAAUACCGCAAAAAUGUCCUAUCACCAUUACAAAACAACUAAAUAUAUUUGACUGUAGCAUUCUUCAAAAAGAGAGAGAGAUGAAAGAAAUCUGCUGAAUAGAAUAUAGUUUGGUCCUUACUGUUUACCCCCAAAAGAAUGUAUUUUAUUGUUUGUUGUGUUAAUAAAAGUGAUGUAAAAAAAUAAAAAUUCAUAGCCUAAGCUACUGUUACUAUUUUGUAUACAUAAUUUGUGAAUAAAGGAUAUUACAAAGAAAAAAAAAAGGUUGCCUUGCUCU